Diceros bicornis minor is the source of this 3788-nucleotide messenger RNA. It is a transcript of the gene BCLAF3, whose product is annotated as BCLAF1 and THRAP3 family member 3. Gene Ontology annotation, molecular function: DNA binding; transcription coregulator activity. Gene Ontology annotation, cellular component: mediator complex. The transcript has 13 exons. Gene Ontology annotation, biological process: positive regulation of transcription by RNA polymerase II. Bases 591 to 2735 code for a protein of 714 amino acids. The record is from RefSeq and is a predicted model, not a curated record. NCBI's taxonomy places the organism in Eukaryota, Metazoa, Chordata, Mammalia, Perissodactyla, Rhinocerotidae.
UCCAGAAUGAGUAGUGAAGGCUGCUCUUUAUCCCGCAUUGCAAAGUAAAACUUGUCUUUUUAGAAACGUAUACUGAAAAUGGGCGCAUCUCCUGUGCUUCUUUAGGGUGUAUUAGGAAACUGGGCCAGUCACUGUCAGGAUUGUCCUGUCGGUGUGUCGGGAGGGAAAGAAAUGGGAGAGAAACUUACCCUCCCAAAUGUUUUCCUGCCGAGAUGCUUUUCGAGCUGCCUCUUAGGUGAUUGCUUUUCUUUUCUGGAACGAAGUAAAAACUGCAGGUAGAAAUCAAGGUGUCUCAGACUUCUGACCUGGCAACCUUUUUAGCGUUUUCCUGAAUUCGAACUGAUAUGAAUGAGAGACUGGAACUGAAAAGAAAAGGUUUUGGUGCUACGGAAUAUCCAGGCAGCUAGAGGGCGUAAAAGCUACUUUCCAAAUUUAGAUGGCAAUUUUAGAUGUGAUGCAAGAUGUCAACUAUUCUCCAGCAUGCUAACGUCCAAUUCUGCUGACUGAGCAUCUGCACAAAUGACCAGGCAUUCUCUUCAGGGUCAUCCUUCCGAAGUAUAAAAAGUGGAUGGUGGCUCACGUGUCCAAGGAUGGCACGGUCACGUUCUAGAUCCCCCAGGUGGAAACACAGGUCUUUAUCACCAUUACCUAGAAAUUCUGAAUAUUACAAGCAAAGGCAUUCUCCUGAGCGUUAUGGCUGUGAAUAUAGGAAGGAUCCAGAAAGACCCAUGGCUUGGAGAAUGGACAAUGAGAAAUAUGGGCAGAGUAAACCAAGGAUUCCUUCUCGUGGAAAUAUACAUUACCGAUCUUAUGAACAAAGAUCACCUUCCCCAAAUACAAGAAGAGACUCUUUAGAAAAUUUUUAUGCUUAUAAGCCUCACCGAGUAUAUUUACCAGAAAGAGAGGAUGGUAACAGAAGAUCUCAGUAUACGCCCAGCUACUCAGAAGGUGUACCCUACAAAGAGCACCAGAGGAAUUGUUAUCCCCAGAAAGCGCAAGGAAGGUAUACUCCUGAUGACCACAGAGUGAGAGGAAGUGGAAAAGGAGGGAAACCACCUCAGAGGUCAAUAGCAGAUUCUUUUAGAUUCGAAGGAAAGUGGCAUGAAGAUGAGUUGAGGCACCAGAGGAUACAAGAUGAAAACUAUUCUCCAUCAUUUAGAAGAGGUUCUGAAGAUUUUGAGAAAAGGAGCUCUUUUCCGAAGAGGUAUCCUGAGGAUCGUGAUUUCAGAACAUAUGGACACACAUCAACAAGACCUCAAGACGUGGAGAGGUAUGAAAGCAGAGAGCCUGCCAGGAACCCACAGUGGAAGUUUGAGCAUUCUUUUUCACCUUACCAAGAGAAGAAAGAUCACCGGAACUUUGGGCCCCAAACUCAUCGACAUGCUCAGAGGGAACCCCUAGAGACCAGUUCAGCAACCAGGCUAUCCUGUGACUAUCGCCACAAACGUCAUAAGACCUCAGAUGGGGACCAGGACUUUUCUGAUGGAAGAACUCAGAAGUACUCUAAGGAGGAAGAUAGAAAAUACACUUCUCAAAAAGGCCCUAUAAACAGAGAGUCCAAUUAUUUUAAUGCUGGAAGAGAGAGAGAGACUGAAGGUGGGCAAGUCAAAGAACCUUUUAAACCAUCUAAGAAAGACUGUACUGCCUGUACUCAUUCAAGUAAAUGUGAUGUUGUUUUGAGAUCCUGUAAUGACAAACGGAAGGACAAAACAAAGAAAGAGGGGGAUGGCAGAAAAGAGAGCAACUCUUCCAGUAACCAACUUGAUAAAAGUAAGAAACUUUCUGAUGUGAAACCUUCAUCUGCCACUCUUAGGAAGAAAUUGAUUACAGUUAAAGUAGAUGUGAAGAAAACAGUAAAUGCACCCAGGGUUGCUUCUAGCUAUUCCACAGAGAGACAGAUGUCACAUGAUUUGGUUGCUGUUGGCAGGAAAAGUGAAAACUUUCAUCCAGUGUUUGAACAUCUUGACUCAACUCAGAAUACUGAAAACAAACCUACAGGAGAAUUUGCUCAGGAAAUCAUAACUAUAAUCCAUCAAGUUAAAGCAAAUUAUUUUCCAUCACCUGACAUUACUCUACAUGAGCGUUUCUCAAAAAUGCAAGAGACACAAGCUGCAGACGUAAAUGAAAUUAAAUUGAAUUCAGAUCCAGAAAUUCACAGGAGAAUAGAUAUGUCUUUGGCCGAGCUUCAGAGUAAACAAACUAUGGUAUAUGAAUCAGGACAGACUCUGGUCAAAAUAAUAGAUCCAAAUGACCUACGACAUGACAUUGAAAGAAGGAGAAAAGAACGGUUACAGAAUGAAGAUGAGCACAUUUUUCACAUAGCUAGUGCUGCAGAGAGGAAUGAUCAGCAAUCCAGUUUUUCAAGGUUGGAGAAUACUCAAGGUGAUGGAUUCCAAAAACCUACGUGUUUUAUAGAAUCCAAUUUUAGAAAAUUUAUUCAGAAACCUUAUAUGAAUUAUCAAACUAUGCAGAGAAAAGACAUUACUCACAAACCUUUUGGAGUUGAGGGAAACCAUGAAAACACAAGAGGCUUUAGAAGACCUUUUAAGACCAACUUUAGAGGUGGCAGAUUCCAGCCCCAUUAUAAAUCAGGCCUAGUACAGAAGAGCUUGUGCAUCCAGGCUAAAUAUCAGCAUUUACGGUUCGCUGGCCCAAGGGGAUUUAUCACUAAUAAAUUCAGAGAAAAAUUACUGAGGAAAAAAAAGGAAUAUGCAAACAUUGCCACAGCAGUCUAAUCUGGAAUUGUUACAAAUGGAAGCAACACUACAGGAUGAUAUUUGGGAGCAUCUCUUUUUGUCAGGAGUUAGAAUUGGCACUCAAGCACUAAUACUGUAACUUUCUUGAUAAAAUAACUUUAUUUUUCUGUAGUGGAAUGCUGCAACUUUUUUACACUUAACGAUUGCUUUUAAAUUACAGUAUUCAAUUUAAAAGUUGUAUUAAAUACAGUUUCUUUUGCAAAAAGUCUCAAAAGGGCAUUAUUUGUUGAUGCAUUUUUCUCUGAGCAUGGUUUCAUAGAGAAUUUAACUGAGUUAUAUCUAGACGUUUAUAUGUUGAAAGUUUUGCUUCUGUAAUAAAAACGAACAACAAAAGUAUCUGAAUUGUAUAGUGUGUGUACAUGAACGAACUUGAAGCAGUGGCCUUAUGGUAGCAAAUUUUAUACCAGAUUUUUCUUUUUCUGAUGACACUUUGGUUUCUAACUUGAAGUUUUCUUAAGUUUCUGAAGAUUAAGGCCUAUAUAAUUCAUACGUUUCAUAUGAUGAUAUAAGAAGGUGAGAGAAAAGGUGCUUCAAAUUUUCCAUCAGGUAGUUAUGAAUGCACUGAAUUUUUAGUAAUUGGUUCAUUCAGUUUUUUCCACAACUAUUUGCUCUUUUCCAAUUUCAAAAAGCUAUUGUGGAAAAUAUGUAAAGAUUUUAUAAUCUAUAUUCCAUCUUACUUUCCCUCAGGGCAAGCUUGUGCAUAUCAUAUUUUUAAAGGCUUUUUAAAAAUUUGACAGACAAAAUCUCAUAUUUGGAAGUUGUACUUUACUACUACAGCAUUACACAUUUUGCAAGCACAUAUUAUAAAGUGUUUAUUUUCAGUUCAGUUGUAUUGAGUACUUACUAUGUGUAAGAUAAAAUUGAUGGGAUUUUAAAUGAUAUUUUAGGUCCCAAUACCUUAUUUCUUUGUUUUCUGUGUUCUGCUUAAUAGUAUAUAUACAUUCCCAGUUAAAUUUUGUGAAAUGUUUAUUUGUAAUGAAAUAAAAUAUUGUUGCUCCUUCUGCUUGAAGAACGAACUUACCAGUUUGUGUG